Molecule: messenger RNA, 1703 nt
Organism: Heterobasidion irregulare TC 32-1
Lineage: Eukaryota; Fungi; Basidiomycota; Agaricomycetes; Russulales; Bondarzewiaceae
Exons: 6
Coding region: 92-1558 (488 amino acids)
Biological process (GO): coenzyme A biosynthetic process
Cellular component (GO): nucleus; cytosol
Molecular function (GO): pantothenate kinase activity; ATP binding
Source: RefSeq, a predicted model, not a curated record
GCCGCCCGUACGAGGGUAGAUGGUCCCACUCGCCGUUUUAUUCGUUCGACCUGUUGCUGGAAUUGUGUUGGUGUAACGGAUCUGCAACGUCAUGGCUUCACCUCCCCUGCCAACACCCAAGGUUAUUCACGUCGACACGCGUGGGGCUGUCAUACUACAUGAGGAAUCCCCCGAGACUAGGGACAGUCGGGGGAUCUACUUGCCAAACUACAUCGAGCCUGUGUCGCACAUCGCGGUAGACAUCGGAGGUUCUCUAGCCAAGGUCGUUUACUUCACUCGCUCGCAUGAGCCCCCAUCCUCUCCCUCCAUCGCCGCGACAAACGGGAACAGCGACCACAGCGCGCUUUCCACUCCGCGGUCGCUGUCUCCGUCAGACGAAGCUGGACCAUCGCCUCCGCUUCACCCCGUCGCUUCGCUCUCGAAGCAGAAUGGCGCUCUGACGCCAAUGGUCCUGGAUGCAUCGAACAACAACGGACUCGCCGCGCUCGACCAGAGCUUCCUCCAUGACUCAAUCCUCCGACGCGCGUCGCUCCAACACUUUCCGGGCGGCUCGCUCAACUUUGAGCGUUUCGAAACUGACAAUAUCGAUGACUGUGUUGCGUUCAUUCAAGACUUGAUCGAACGCUCCGCCAAGAUAAACGCUGUCUCCAUCGAGGAGAUGCGCAAAGGCGUGACGAUUAUGGCUACUGGGGGAGGCGCACAUCGAUUCUACGAAUUGUUCAGCGGGACGUUGGGAGUUCAGGUCCGACGGGAGGACGAGAUGGAGUGUUUGAUAGAGGGACUGAAGUUCAUUACGCUUAUCCCGGACGAGGCGUAUUUCUUCUCUGACGAACUCAUCCAGUCUGUCACGCACGGACAUCUGGGAGCGGGCAAGGGCCACGAACCAAACGGCGUCAUAUUGGAACGGCCGAGUCCCAAUCCACCGAGGUUCGCGGUCACGUUUGAAGGCAACCCUUCACCACAGCUUCCCUGUCUACUUGUGAAUAUCGGCUCUGGCGUCUCAGUGAUCAAAGUCGACGAGGACGGGAACUUUGAGCGCGUGAGCGGGACGAGCCUCGGCGGUGGAACGCUUUGGGGUCUGCUCAGUCUCUUAACUCCUGCCGGAAGCUUCGAUGAAAUGUUAGAGCUCUCUGAGCAAGGAGACAACGCCACAGUCGACAUGCUUGUUGGUGACAUCUAUGGCCAAGACUAUAGCAAACUCGGUUUAAAGUCCACCAUGAUCGCCAGCUCUUUCGGGAAGGUGUUCAAGAAAGGACAAGAGAAGCGUCAUUUCUCCCCUGAAGACAUCAGCAAGAGCCUUCUAUACGCGAUCUCGAACAACAUUGGACAAAUUGCUUAUAUGAAUGCGGAGAAAUACGGAUUAGAUAGGAUAUAUUUCGGUGGCUGCUUCAUCCGCGGACACGCUGCAACCAUUGCUACGCUGUCAUAUGCAAUUCGAUUCUGGAGCAAGGGAACGAAGCGGGCUUUAUUCCUGCGACAUGAAGGCUUCCUCGGUGCCAUCGGUGCUUGGAUCAAGAACAUCGAUGGUGAUAAUGGGUCCGAGAUGGAAGAAUCAUAAUUCUACAAGCAUUGAAAGUUGAUUUGCAAGGGAUCUCCGUUACGCCUAAUUCUGUUAUUUAUCUUGGUGUAAAAGCUGUAUCGUUAAUUGUAUCAUAGAAUCUGGAAUCAUACUCACUACCCUGCAGUGAAUCGCAGGUUCGAUG